Messenger RNA from Amoebophrya sp. A25, 5088 nucleotides. The record is from the annotation of a GenBank genome assembly. Lineage: Eukaryota; Dinophyceae; Syndiniales; Amoebophryaceae.
CAAAGUUCUGUAAGUCGUGACACUGGGCUCUUCCUCUUAUUCCUCGAGCGUACACCUCCUCCUACUCUUUAAUAUCAUCAUCAUCACAGUGAUUUCUAGUACUGUCACAAAGUCCUUGUUAGGGGUCACUACAGCUACAGCUACUUGAAGAUUCUUCAUCUCCUCGAACAUCUUUAAGUACUCAUAGAAAGUACUCACUUGUUUGCUAGCCCCCAACUACAGGAUCAUAAUUAGUACUUUCUGAGUCGUUGUUGACGUCUUGUUGUCCACUUCAGAACCAUGCCUGCUGCUACAGCAGUCUCCUCAUCGGCAGUGCCGAACGUCUCACCAACUGCAACUCAAGCGGUCUCUGCAACGCAAGCGGCUUCUGCGCGCCUCUUGUCCUCCUUGUUGGUAGGGGUGAAGCGGCGCCAGCAGCAAGAAGGUUUUCGAUCAUUGGUCGAGCAUGUGGAAAUAGAACGCCUCAAAUGUCGUUUCGCUCACCAGCUGUCUGCACUACUUAAGGCUCAAGAAGAGGAUCUAUGUGCAUUGUACUCAUGGUAACGACGCUCAAAGCACAUAAGUAAAGCAACCGGUUCGUUUUCUCUCUAACGACUUUAGGCUUAUCCGUUCAUGCAACAUAAGAAGAAAAGUAUCUAAGACUCUAAGGCCUAUAAGAUUGUUCUCGUAAUGAUCAGAAUCAUGCAGUUAUGAUGUAGAAAAUUUUUCUCACGUUUGUGUUUUUUACUAGGUAACUAGGUGUAACGGCAUUGGCAGAUUUGCUUUAGAUUCACAUGCAGUGCUGCUGCUGCUGCAUGCUCAUUUUUGCAUUUAAUUUGUCUUUGAGACCUCUAAGUUCCGUUCACUUGUGGUCAAGCUGAAAGAAGAAUCGGCAUGGGAGAAGAGGAGACAGCUUGGUGGUGGAGACGAGGAUGCUGUAGAACUACACGAAAGCGACCUGUUAAAUCAUCCUGCUGGUGUGGAGGAGCUACGAGGAGAUGUGCCAUAUCAUGGCGCUGUUCCUGUUGACCGACAUGAAUACGACAAUGUUCUUGGAGUACAACAAGUCGUGAAAAAUAAAGACACUCACCUCCUUCAGCACGUAGCUGUUGAAGAUGAACAAGUAGCAGCACAAGAGAAAUCCUCAAUGUCCAUGGCCUCCUCGCGAGAAAAUGAAGGGGACGUGGAUCCAAUGUCCUUACAGAUAAAAGCAGAGGGUGUAGGCGAAUUGAGUACUGAGAUGCCGAUGUUGUCCUCACACGAAGAGGACGUCGUAGAUCAAAUGCGAAGUCCUGAUGUCCUCACUGAAGAGGUCUUCGACGAGGAAGAACCAGACAUCCCCUCUGAGCGUGAACAGGGGAGUCUGCCUCCUCCACCGCCUUUAUGGAUAAGGGUGUUUUCUCCCUUUUUCAACAGACCAUGUUGAUGUUCGAGGAUGCUGCAUGUUCUUCUAGGAACAAUGCCCCUUUUCUUGAGUCCCUUGAAUGAAUAAGUAGGUGAAAGUGUGCAACUACUUUAACUUCUUAACACAGGGGGAGAACAAGCCUCGAACUUCAAUAGGGGAGGAAAAACAAAUAACAACAUUCAUAGCCUACUAGCUAUCAAAAACGGCCGUCAAUACAAGCUACCGUGAUUCGAAGCCAGGUUGGCGUUAUCGCACAGGGAGCCGCGCAAGGAGCUAGCCGUGUGCUGGUAGAAGUAGAUGUUGAAGAUGUUGUGAGUUGAAGAUGUUGAGUCGGUCUCUUUACUCUUCUGACUCUUCUCAGAGGGUACAAAAUAAAGACUGAAAGACCUCUUCACUACUCGACCAUGUAGUGCCUGAGGUAACAUGACAUGACAUAACUGAGUAGACUCCAAGCAAUUUGUUCGAACCUGAUAAUGAGUUCCAUCAUUCCCCAACUUGAUUCUCAAUACGACAGCCAAGUUUUGUUUUAUACCUCUACAGAACAAAUAUUGGUCUACUUACUCAACUACCACUACAGGAUGCGUCCACGGGUAGCUUAGGCUCGUGUAGUUUAGCCUCGUCUCCUAGUACGACAGUUGGAGGAGCGAAAUUGUUACCCAAUUUCGCACUUUUACCGAGUCGUAGAUCACCGGUCGCAGGCAAGCCACCACCGAGGAUUCUAGGUGCUCCUGGUGGUAUUUUCAGUGGUGCGGCAACGCCACGGGGUCCUCAACAUUUGGGAGUGCUUAAUUUCACACGUAUAGAUACUCGGAUUAAUACUUCCAACAUUAUAAUUCUACUCUUCUUGUUGAUACAGCUAGCUUCAACUUGUUUUUAUUGCAAGAUUUUUUGCUUCGGUUUUAGUCUUAGCACUUGCUUAUCAUCUUCGUCCAGAACCAGAUAAUUCAUUGGUAUUUUUUGCUCGUGGUCUCCCAUCUUUCUAUGAUUUCUUAAAAACAACAGCACUACGAAUGAUGACGCCUCGAAUGGAGGGACGGCUGUUGAGCACACAAAAAGCGACACCAGCUGUCCCACAAAUGGCAUCAUCUGGUGGAACAACUACUACUACAGCUACGAGGUCAACAAUAAACGGCUCUCCACUCGCGGAAGAAGGACCACAUCAUGCUUCUGAGCAAGGGGAGACGAGUCAGUUCUUGGCAACAGAGGAGGGAGACAACCCUACCGACGUUGAAGAAGAACAAGAAGGGACGAAGGAAGGUGAUGCACGACCAGAAGUUGUUCUAGAAGAUGAUCGUGUAGGUGAAGAUGAUCAGCAGGUGAACACUGCUGUUGAGGAUGCCACCUCUCAACAACAUGAAGAAGAUUUGCGCGAGCAAGAGGAGGCCCAAAUGAUCUUAGACGAAAACUUGAAGUUAGAUACUAAGAUGACCACUGUUUCGCCUAGAAAAUUUGCGGUUGAGAGUCCCAUAGUUGCUGGCGUAGUAGAAAACCCAUCUCGACGUCAUGGAGAAAAUGUGAAGAAUAAUGCGUGCUCUGAAGAACAAGUUGCAAUAGUGACCGCAAAUAGUAGUACCGCUGGUUCUUGUAUUAACCCGACCACCACCACCACCACUACCUUGCCUUCAACUUCUUCAUCCUCACGUACCGGACAUUCAGCUCCGCGAAAUACAACGAGAACACGGGUAAAUCCGCCAUCUUCUUCCUCGAGUGCAGCGCCUCCGCCGACUGCAUCUAGUUCGUCGUCUUCGUCCACCAAUACAGGAGGAGCAAUCGGGACUUCUACAUCUGGUAUUUCUACUAGUAGAGGUAUCAGCGUAGGUCCCACAGCUUCGGCAAAGCGUGCAAGUAUGCGAGCUAAAAUGCGGUCUGGAGGGCAGAGUAGCUGGGUUAAACCGGAACUGCCACGCGGUGGUGCUACGGGAGGGGGGGGAGUGUAAUGAUUUUUCUACUUACGAGUUUAUUUUUCUUUUUUUUUUCCAUCUAAAAAGUACUAGAAUUGAAGCUCAAUAUCGUGAUUUCUGGUCGAAAAUUCGCAUAUAUCCUUCUCAAAAGCAACAUUCUCAUUCACAUACCUAUGAUUUCCACAAUGACCAUCUUCCUCUCACAGGAACCCCAUUGGAUUUCUAUCGCCUAUGGCUAUCGGUGCCGGUCGCUUUGGUCGAAGAGAAAGCGCAGACAACAUGGCUGCUUCUAGUAGUAAACGAGGUACAGCUAGUACGCAAAAUUCCAAUGCAUCUUCGAGAAGGACCUCUCUCGGACCCGGAGGCGGUGCUUCGUCAGUAGUCGUUGCAGGACCAGGAUCACAUAAUACUAAUGCUAGUGCUGCAGGUAGUACUUCCACCACUUCUACAACGUCGAGCAACAAUAUUAGCAGUGGAACUACAUCUACAUGUACAUCUUCUACAUCAACUUCUUCUCAAAUAUCGACCCUAAUGACACGGUCAGCUUCUACGACACAUCAUGGACGCCGCACAACGCAUCAUCCGCCACCAGGAGCAUCCUCCUCUUCGAGAAAAGGCAGUGCUAUGCUGAACAAUAGCAUCAAUAGUAGCACAAGCAAUACACUUAAGGCUACCGCACCUGAUGCAUCCCUUAUGAUAUACGUAGCAUUCCUCUCUGGAUUUUUUUCAAAGAGAGCAAAAGUCCAGGGAGAAUCGAUGUGGGCCCCAAAAAGGAUGCGAAUACGCUAGGCGACUCUGCUAAUAUGCCAAGUAGCGGCAGCACUAAUGCCGCUAUUCAUUCACAUUCCACGUCUACCGCGUCUAGUACAGCUAAAGCCACGUCCAACCGCUCGAAGCAGGUUCUUGACGGAACAGCUAGUGUCGGUUACGGGUCCUCAUCUUCUGCAACAAUUAGAACACAAUCGGUAACAGUAGCAAGAGGAACAGAACGACGACCGCAAUCACUUGCGCCGACUUUUCUGCCUUCACCCAGAAUCCAUCUACCAGCGAAAAUUGGGAUCCCUGCUGGCGCACUCUCUCCCGCUAUGGCUCCACGUGCAAUCACUAGUACUGGUGCGUCACAACUUGUUAAUCGCAAUAACAUUAAUACUGCGCCUAGUACAACUUCGAAAGUGAAUAGUACUGGUACGUCUAGUACUAGUAGUGGAUCCGGUGGACCGCCUGGUGGUCUUGUCGUGAAUAAUGCAUCAAGUACUUCUAGUGGUACUAGCGCUUCUAGUGGUACUAACGGCAACAACAUGAUAAUCGGAAACAAUCCCCCAUCUUCGCAGCCUCCUACGAUUGCACGACCUCUACUGAGCACAUCCUUUGCAUUUACUUCACCUCCGCCAGCGUACCGUACAGGAAAUCUCGGAUUUCUGUCACCAAGGAUAAAUUGGUCGACGAACAAUGGACCGAGAGCAGGGGGUUGAGGCUGAUACACAUACAGAUACUACUCCUACUCGUUGCUAUCGUGGUGCGAAACUGAAAUUCAUAAUGUAUUUUCGCUCUGACUUCUAAAUUUUCUUCUACUCCACUUUCACGAAUUUAAUGAUUCACGACACCGACACGACAAGUGCAGCAGCCUGCUUCUUUUUGAAGAACGCAUGAAAAAAGAAACCUUCAUCUUGGCUAACAGCCUUCAUUUGACAACAUAUGUACUGACAGCAUAAGUACACACACAAAAUGAACAUGAUGACGCGCAUUCUUUAUCACCACGAGGAAUGGGUUCAAUCCUAUUCUGGACCGUGUGUGACUCAUCUG